This is a messenger RNA of Struthio camelus australis, 332 nucleotides long. Lineage: Eukaryota; Metazoa; Chordata; Aves; Struthioniformes; Struthionidae. The record is from RefSeq and is a predicted model, not a curated record.
GGAGGCAGGGGCUGGGCUGAGCCUGUCCCCCCAGCAGUCCCUGCUCACCAUGGAGGAGAUCGACUCCGUGGAGGAGACGCAGGUGAAGGAGCGGAAGUGCAUCUUGCUCCGCAUCCGCGGUGGCAAGCAGUUCGUGCUGCAGUGCGACGUGAGUGUGCCCGCUGGGCUAGCCACCUCCUGCUGGGUGCUAGCCAUUCCCUGCCAGUCACCAGUCACCCCAGCUGGGUGCUAGCCACCUCCUGCCACUUGCUAGCCAUCCCCUGCUGGGUUCCCAUUGCUUCUGCUGGGCACUAACCCACCCUGCUGGGGACUAGCUACUUCCUGGCUGGCUG